AUGGUCAACUCCUGUUGUGGCUCUGUCUGCUCUGACCAGGGCUGUGGUCAAGGCCUCUCCCAGGAGACCUGCUGCCAACCCAGCUGCUGUCAGACCACCUGCUGCAGGACCACCUGCUGCAGGACCACUUGCUGCAGACCCAGCUGCUCUGUGUCCAGCUGCUGCCGUCCCAGCUGCUGCCGCCCUAGCUGUGUGACCAGCUGCUGCCGUCCUAGCUGCUGUGUGUCCAGCUGCUGCAGACCCAUUUGCUGCCGUCCCAGCUGUGUGUCCACCUGCUACCGUCCCAGCUGCUGCCGCCCCAGCUGUGUGUCCACCUGCUGCCGUCCCAGCUGCUGCCGCCCUAGCUGCGUGUCCACCUGCUGCCGUCCUAGCUGCUGUGUGUCCAGCUGCUGCAGACCCAGCUGCUGCAGACCCAUUUGCUGCCGUCCCAGCUGCUGCCGCCCCAGCUGUGUGUCCACCUGCUGCCGUCCCAGCUGCUGUCGUCCAAUCUGCUGCCAGACUACCUGCUGCCGUACCACCUGCUGUCGCCCAAGCUGCUGUGGAUCUUCUUGCUGUUGA
Messenger RNA from Orycteropus afer afer, 558 nucleotides. Its product is annotated as keratin-associated protein 4-3-like. Gene Ontology annotation, cellular component: keratin filament. Bases 1 to 558 code for a protein of 185 amino acids. The transcript has a single exon. The record is from RefSeq and is a predicted model, not a curated record. Lineage: Eukaryota; Metazoa; Chordata; Mammalia; Tubulidentata; Orycteropodidae.